AAUUACAUUUGCAAGCAACUUUUUUUUUUUCUCUCUCUCUCUUUUAUUUUAUUUUUUAUUUCAUUUUCCAACAAUUAGGAAAAUUAACAUAAUGUCAAGCGCAGCAGCUCAAAAUGAAAAGACAGAGUCAUUACCAAAAAGGAAUAGACAUAAUCUAACUCCUUUAGAAGAACAACAAGAGAGAUUAAACAAGUUGUUUGAAAAGAUCGACAAGCCUGUUCACAUUCCUGAAAGACAACAACCCAGAACUGCUCUUCCACCUCCUAAAGAUUUCGUACGCAAUGUAUCAGGUUCAAGUGCCGGUGCUGGUAGUGGUGAUUUCCAUGUUUAUAGAGCACAAAGAAGACGUGAAUUUACUCGAAUAAAGCUCAUGGAAGAUGAAGAAAGAAAAGUAAAGAAGAUAGAGAGUAUAGUGAAAGAUUAAGGCGACUUCGAGAGGAAGAUGAGGAACGUACAGCAAAGAAAAGAGCAAAGCGUCAAAGACGUAAUAAGAAUAAAAAAUCAUCAAAAAAGAGGAGAAUAAAGAAGAACAAGAGAAAAAAGAUGAUAAAAAUGAAGAAGCCGAUGAUACGGAUUAA
Cokeromyces recurvatus is the source of this 578-nucleotide messenger RNA. RefSeq lists its product as uncharacterized. NCBI's taxonomy places the organism in Eukaryota, Fungi, Mucoromycota, Mucoromycetes, Mucorales, Mucoraceae. Gene Ontology annotation, cellular component: nucleolus. Gene Ontology annotation, molecular function: protein kinase binding; protein kinase inhibitor activity; double-stranded RNA binding. Bases 92 to 424 code for a protein of 110 amino acids. The record is from RefSeq and is a predicted model, not a curated record. The transcript is spliced from 3 exons. Gene Ontology annotation, biological process: negative regulation of protein kinase activity.